AUGGGACACAUCUCGCAUAAUUAUCAAUAUGAUAAGGAUGUUUUAGUACGUUGCUAUGCUGGAUAUCCACGGUUUGAUUUCAUACUUGGAUAUAUUUUCUUUCAAGUAUCCAUAAGUGACUUCGUUACACAUGACACGGGCAAUGCAAAGAUUGAUCUCUCCUUAAAACGGGAUAAUAGUGGUAAAAAUCAGAUAGAAAACUACCUGGAUGAGGCAUUUGGUAAUACUCAUAAGGCUUAUAUCGUUGAAACGACAAAAUACAAUCAAGAACAUUGCUAA
Funneliformis caledonium is the source of this 279-nucleotide messenger RNA. The record is from the annotation of a GenBank genome assembly. Lineage: Eukaryota; Fungi; Glomeromycota; Glomeromycetes; Glomerales; Glomeraceae.